AUGGAGGUCAGGUACAACCAAGAGACGGAAGGGAUGGGGCUGAGGAAUGGACUAAAGAAGGGGAAAGAUGACAAGGACUCCCAGGGCAGCUUGUCCAAAAGCUUCCUCAAGGAGCAGCCGGACUCCUUUUCCCCCUCUGGGACCGUGGACAACUGUGACAAGAACAGGGGGAGCACGGGGGACCCAGACUACUGUCGGAGAAUACUAGUCCGAGAUGCUAAGGGCUCUAUCAGAGAGAUUAUCUUGCCAAAGGGUUUGGAUUUGGACCGGCCCAAGCGAACCCGCACCUCUUUCACUGCAGAGCAGCUCUACCGGUUGGAGAUGGAGUUUCAGAGGUGCCAGUAUGUGGUUGGGAGGGAACGGACAGAACUGGCCCGUCAGCUCAAUCUGUCUGAAACUCAGGUGAAGGUCUGGUUCCAGAACCGGCGCACUAAGCAGAAAAAGGACCAGGGGAAGGACUCUGAGCUGCGUUCGGUGGUUUCAGAGACGGCAGCAACCUGCAGUGUCCUCAGACUACUGGAGCAGGGACGGCUGCUAACGCCUCCAGGCCUGCCAGGCCUCCUGCCCCACUGUGGCAGCGGCACACUGGGCUCCGCCCUGCGCCCUCCCUCCAUGACCAUGGUCAGCAACGGCAGCAGUAGCAACAGCAGCGGCGGCAGCACCGGCAGCGGGGGCAGCCCUCCACUACCCGCCGUCACCAGCUCAGGGACAGUGGCGGGCCUGCAGAGCUCGCCAGCGGCUCACGGCCUCUUCAGCUUUCCCAUGCCCUCCUUACUCAGUGGCGUCGCCUCCCGCAUUUCCUCCAACCCCCUGUCCAUGGCCGGCUCGCUUGCUGGCAACCUGCAGGAACUUUCCGCCCGCUACCUGAGUUCCUCUGCUUUUGAGCCUUACACGCGGACCAAUGGCAAAGAAUCCAUGGACAAGAAAAUUGUGGAAUGA
This is a messenger RNA of Anoplopoma fimbria (sablefish), 939 nucleotides long. RefSeq names its product ventral anterior homeobox 1 (gene vax1). Gene Ontology annotation, biological process: regulation of DNA-templated transcription; brain development; neuron differentiation. Gene Ontology annotation, molecular function: DNA-binding transcription factor activity, RNA polymerase II-specific; DNA binding. The record is from RefSeq and is a predicted model, not a curated record. Lineage: Eukaryota; Metazoa; Chordata; Actinopteri; Perciformes; Anoplopomatidae.